AUGUUAUCUAAUUAUAUUAAUCCUAAACCUAAUGUUCUAACUGAACGUUACAAGUUUAAGGAGAGAAAACAAGGUUCAGAAGAAACAAUAAGUCAAUUUGUGACUGCAUUAAAAAAGCUUUCACAGUAUUGCGAAUUUGGUAAUAAUUUGGAUGAUUCAUUGAGAGAUCAAGUUGUUUACGGUAUCAGGGAUAACAACAUAAAAAAACGUUUAAUGUCUGAACCGGAGUUAACAUUUAGAAAAAGUGUUACACUUUGUUUGUCAAUGGAAGCAGCGAACAAUGUGUCUCAUUGGGAAAAACAGGAAUUGAAUUAUCAGCGAGGAAUGAAGUUUAAGCAAAACAGACAACCAUGGGGACAAGGGAAGUCAAGGAAAGCACACAGAUCAGAUUCAAUGCCAAAGGAUUCAACGAACAAUUCAAGUUAUGGCCGUAAAACUGUUUGUUUUUGUUGUGGUAAAGCAGGUCAUACAAAACCAUUUUGUAAGUAUAAGCAUUUAACAUGUACUAAAUGUUCUAAAGUAGGUCAUUUAAUUAAAGUUUGUAAAGCUAAAAGUAAAGCUGGUAAUGUUAAUAUACUAGAAGAGUCUAAUAUUUUAAAUGAUUUUGAAGAUUUGCAUAUUGAUAAUUUGUUUUCAUUAGAGACUGUUGAUGUUAAUUUUAUUAAACCAUUUAAUAUUAAGUUAGAUGUAAGUGGAAUUAUUAUUAAUUUUCAAAUUGACACUGGAUCUUCAAUUACAGCUUUGUCUUAUAGUGAUGCAUGUAGAGUGAAUCUUAAAUUGAAAGAUAUUCAAAAAAGUGAUAUAAGUUUAAAAGGUUAUACUGGUACUUUAAUUAUUCCAAUGGGUUAUUUAAAUGUGAGUGUGAAAUUUCAUGGAAAAAUUGAAGUGUUGAAUUUGUAUAUAAUUAAAGAAGGUGGCCCUCCUAUUGUCGGUAGAGAUUGGAUUGAGAAUUUAUCAUUACCUAUUAAAGGGGAAGUUUAUUCACUUUCAUCAAAAACAGAAAUAAAUAUUUUUGAAGAUUUUCCUUCAGUGUUUGGAGAUGUACUUGGAUGUUAUAAACCUAAAGUGUUUAAAUUAUGCUUAAAAGAUGAAAACAUUAAACCUAUUUUUUGUAAGCCUCGUGUGUUACCUUUUGCAUUGAAAGAUAAAGUGAGUUUGGAAAUUGAUAGAUUAGUCAGUGAAAAGUUAUUAAUUCCAAUAGAGUCUUCAGAGUGGGCUACACCAGUUGUGCCUGUUUUAAAAAGUGAUGGUAAAAUUCGAUUAUGUGGUGACUAUAAGGUUACACUUAAUAAAUUUAUUAAAAUAGACAGAUAUCCUAUACCCAGAGUAGGAGAUUUAAUGGCAAUUUUGCAGGGUGCAUCCAAAUUUUGUGUUCUUGAUUUAUGUCAAGCUUAUCAACAGCUUUCAUUAGAUGAGGAAUCACAAAAGUUAACAACUUUAUCUACACAUAAAGGACUUUUUGUAUUUAAACGUAUACCAUAUGGUAUAGCUUCAGCUCCUGGUAUUCUGCAGCGUGAAAUGGAAAAUAUUCUGAGAAAUAUUGAGGGUACAGUUGAUUUUUAUGAUGAUAUCAUAAUAUCUGGAAAAUCUAAAGAAGAAGUUACUAAAAGACUUAGGGAAGUGUUAGAAAGAUUAGGUUCAGUAGGAUUGACGGUGAGAAAAGAUAAAUGUAAAUUGUUCCAGGAUAGUGUUACUUUUUUGGGUUAUAAAAUAGAUAAAGAUGGUUUACAUGUUCCUGAGGCUAGAGUUAAAGCUAUUACAUCAGUACCUAUACCUUGUAGUGUUACUCAACUAAAAGCAUUUUUAGGAUUAGUAACUUACUAUGGUAAGUUUAUUAGAAAUAUGUCAACCAAAGCAAAUCCUUUGUAUAAGUUGCUUAAGAAAGAUAUACCUUUUGUAUGGGGUAAAGACCAAAACAAAGCAUUCAAUGAAAUUAAAAGUGCUAUUUUGUCUAAUGAAAUAUUAAUCCACUAUAAUCCAAAAUGGCCUAUCAUUAUAGCUUGUGAUGCUAGUCCUACUGGUAUUGGGGCUGUAUUAUCUCAUAAAUUACCAGAUGGUACAGAAAAGCCUAUUGCCUUUACUUCCCGGACAUUAAAUAAGGCCGAACGUGCUUAUGCACAAAUAGAUAAAGAAGCUCUUGCUAUAGUUUAUUCAGUUAAGUAUUUUCAUCAAUAUGUAUAUGGUCGUGAAUUUAUUCUUAGAACAGAUCAUAAGCCUUUAGUAGUUAUUUUUGGUCCUAAAAAAGGUAUUCCUGUCAUGAUAGCAAAUCGGUUACAGCGGUAUGCAAUAUUUUUAUCUGGCUAUAAUUAUGAAAUACAAUUUGUAAAAGGUAUAGAUAAUGGUAAUGCGGAUGCAUUGUCAAGACUUCCUUUAGAUACCACUGCGAGUUCUAAUAUUUUAGAAUCAGAUAAUUACUCUAUUAAUUUAAUCACUGAAAAUAUUAAAGCAAUUUCUGAUUUAGAUAUUUGUGAGGAAAUUAAAAAAGAUACUAUUAUUAAACAAGUUUUUUUUAGCGUUUUCACUGGUCAGUGGCCUACUGACAUUAAAAAGGUAUCUGAAGAAUUGAAACCAUAUUUUAACCGUAAGGAUCAAUUUUCAAUUGAACAAGGAUUAUUAUUUUGGGGGCAUCGUUUAGUAAUACCGUCUAAAUUUCGGACUGAAUUGUUAACUGAAUUACACAGCACUCACUUAGGUGUUGUUAAAAUGAAAAGUAUCGCUCGUUCUUUUAUUUGGUGGCCUGGAAUUGAUUUAGAAAUUGAAGGUAUUACAAAAAGAUGUGAACUUUGUUUGAUUCAUAGUGAGAAUCCUCCAAAGGCAGUUCUACAUAGUUGGCCUUGGCCUGAUGGUCCAUCUCUUAGGGUUCAUUUAGAUUUUUUAGGUCCUGUUAAUAAAAGAAUGUUUCUUGUGAUAAUAGAUGCCUUUUCAAAAUGGGUGUAUGUAAAUUUAUGCCUAAUAUAA
This is a messenger RNA of Metopolophium dirhodum (rose-grain aphid), 2958 nucleotides long. RefSeq lists its product as uncharacterized. The transcript has a single exon. Gene Ontology annotation, molecular function: nucleic acid binding; zinc ion binding. NCBI's taxonomy places the organism in Eukaryota, Metazoa, Arthropoda, Insecta, Hemiptera, Aphididae. The record is from RefSeq and is a predicted model, not a curated record. Bases 1 to 2958 code for a protein of 985 amino acids.